CCUCUCUCUCUCUCUAGCUUUACCACUCACCACCACAUAUGGAGGGAGGGGUUUUGGCAUCUUCAGCUGCAGCAAAGAGCGUAGGGUUUCUGCCGAUCGUCGAUUCACCGACACUGAUCAACGGCUGAUUCGAUCGCUAUCCUUUAAACUCUUUACCCUUCUCGCAACCAUUCAGUCAAUCGCGUCGGAAACAAACUCCAGUGAUAAUUUUGAAUGGGUUUCGAAGAUGAUGGAGCAGAAGUGGAUGUUGAUUCCGAAGAGGAAGAAUCUGAUGACAUGCUAGAAAAUUCCCCCGAAAGGCCUGAUAUUGGUGACGAGGAGGAGGAGGAGGAGGAGGAGGAAGAAGAUGACGAUGAAAUGAUACAUAAUUCUCUCCGACGGCAUCAUAUGGGCGACAACACUGGUGACAUGAUAGAUAAUUUGGUUCGCAGACAUCACGUGGUCGAUGACGAUGGUGAUAUGUUAGAGAAUUUGGAAGAAAGGCCCAACAUGAGUGAGGAUGGCGAUGAGCUGAUUAGAAAUCUGGUCGGGAGGUCUCAUGUGGGUGAUGAUGGAGAAAUGGUGGAAAAUUCAGUUGGAAGAGAGUUAACUUCAUUUGGCGAGAAUCAAGAACCAUUUGCAGGUAUGGAGUUUGCCUCUGAAGAGGCUGCUAAGAUGUUCUAUAACUCGUAUGCCAGACGCAUGGGAUUCAGCAUCCGUGUCAGUAUCUACUGUAAGUCAAAGCGCGAUGGGUCAAUUAUAUCUCGGCGGUUUGUGUGUUCUAAAGAGGGGUUCCGGCGGAAGAGGAAUGUGAAUAAUGAAAGCAGAAACAAGCGGCCGAGGGCGAUCACGAGGGAAGGUUGCAAGGCAAUGAUUGUGGUGAAGAAGCAGAACAACGGGAGAUGGGUUCUCUCAAAAUUUAUAAAGGACCAUAGCCAUCAACUGGAGCCUCCAGGAAAAGUGCACUCCCUUCGAUCACAUAGGGGCGACAAGGAUAAGACAAUUCGGGAACUAACCCAUGAGCUGGAGCGUGUGAAUCGCAAGUGCGCUGGGUACCGUUCCCAUUUGCUUAUGGUUCUGAAAGAAAUAGAAGAACAUCUAUCGAAGAGAGUUGAAGACAUAAGGCAGAGUAUAAGAGAAAUAGAAUCCGAAGAGGAAGAGCCUCCACGGCUUAAACAGCCUUGAGCUUUUACUAGAAUGGCAUCAGGUCUUUUUUGGUAAAAAGAGUGUGCUUGCAUUAACUGUGUCAAACCCAAGUGAAAGGUGCUCUGGAUUUUGAUAGAGGUGAGGAAUAGCAAGUACGGAUGGAUGAUAAGUAAUGGUGCCGUCCAGUCCGGUUGUGGGUUGGUUUGUGUUUUUGGCCGAUGCCGAUUAGGAUUGUUAGAGUUUGGGGUUUGGAAUUGGGUCGGUUUUGUAAAUCAAGUAUCUAUUUUUGUAUGAAGUCAGCUCUUAUACCAAAUGAAAGUUGUAGUUUGCAAACCUAA
This is a messenger RNA of Magnolia sinica, 1463 nucleotides long. Its product is annotated as protein FAR1-RELATED SEQUENCE 5. The transcript is spliced from 3 exons. Bases 214 to 1164 code for a protein of 316 amino acids. NCBI's taxonomy places the organism in Eukaryota, Viridiplantae, Streptophyta, Magnoliopsida, Magnoliales, Magnoliaceae. The record is from RefSeq and is a predicted model, not a curated record.